UCUUGGCAGGGAAUACAUAUAUCAUUUUUAUUUUUUGAAGCUUAGAAAGAAAUGGAUACAGAAGACAUGGGUUUAGGUAAAUUAGGCCAAAUAUUAAAACGGAUUUGGAGGCAAAGCCAAAUGUUGAAGCAGGCACUGGUGGGUGAUAAUCUCUGUGAGAUGGCUGGUGGUGGGGCCACUUGGAUAGCCACAGUGAUCUUUCUGGGCCAAGGGCUCAAUGAAGCCCUUCAUCAACUUCUGGAACACACUGCAGGCACCUUUCAGUCCACCUGCCAGCAGCUGUAUAUGCUACUUGACAAGGAUAAUCAAUGUGUCUGGAGACGAGAAAUCAUUGCUUUCGCAGACUGCCUCAUGAAAGUGAAUGAACACUUGGGGAACACUACUAUGCUCCUAAGGAAAGAAGAGAAGGAGAUGUGUAAUUUAUGCAGCACGCAUGAGGGCCGUACUCCACAGCACACAAUAUCGGCCAUUCAAGACACCAAAGCAACAGACAUUGCUCCAAGCAGGGAACUAAAUGUCAUGGAAACAGCCACUGUUUCUUCUUCUACAAAUGCAGGGGAAAGGCAUUACACAAACCAGGUCCAGUUAAAGGAAAAUGAGACACAGAUAUGCUCUGAAUUAGGGGAGGAAGAAAACAAUGCAUCAUUGAGUGGAAAUGCAGCAGGGCAAGAGGCAUCACAGAGCACAGUGUUCCCAGAUAACGCACAGAAUGAAGAUGAAAAACAAACAGGACACAUGACCGCUGAGAACACACAUGGCAACAAGGAAGACAUUCAUGAUGUAGUCCAGGCAACAGCAAGGGAAACUCCUCGAGAGAUCUCAGAAAGCCUCAGAGAAGAGAUUACCACAUCCCCAACAGCAUGGGAUGUCUCCAGUCAGGACAUGAACCGUCUUCACCAUGAGUCAGAGAGUCUAAAACAGAGGAAUAACACGAUGGAAAGGGAGUAUCUUGAUGUGCUGAGUGAUGGGACUGACCCUCAAGUGUUUUGUUACAUCACAGCCCCACCACACGUCCUGCAACGGUUACGUUGUCGGGUAGUUAACAGCAUGAGCUCUUUUAUAGUGAGCGAUAGUGAAGAGUUGGUCAGCAAUGUCUUCACCGUUGAAUGUUCAGAUGAAGAAGAGAAAAUUCCAUUCCCAAUAGGCAUUGCAAUUCCAUUCAAGGCAAGCUACAAGGGAAAUUACAGAGACUUCAUGGUGAAAAUGUCUGACACAGACUUUGGGUCGAGCUACCUAACCCCAAAUUCACUUGAAGGAAUGAGGGGAAGUUAUAAGGGGGCUUGUGCUGCAGUACAUGUUUACAAGUUGGGUAUGUUUUCGGUAGUGUCAUGUUUAAAGAAACAGACUUUCACCGUGACAAAGAAAGGCCUCACUCUGAAGUCAAGCAUCGAUGCCCGGGUUUCCCUCAGUUACCCUGCAGGGGUUUUCGGCUCAACGGCGUUUGUACAAUUAAAGAUCCAGCCAGUUGAUCCUUCUAUGGUGUCACAUUUAAAAGCACAUCGAGAUUCUUCCUAUUCAGUACAGUCCACAAGCCCUCUGAUCCAUAUGCAGCACCCAUCCACCCACUCCUUUCAGAAGGCCGUUACAGUGCUCCUCCCUACUUCUCCUCUCCCCGAGUCCGAGAAGGAUCACAGAAGGCCAGAGAGUGCCACCCUGCACAGGAGCCUGCCCACAGCCUCGUUCUUCAACAGGACGAAGAGUGCCUCCAUCAGAAAACCUGGUAACAACGCUUGUGAAACUUUGAAAUUACUAGGAUUCAGAAGCAGAGAUGGUGGUUGGUUUGGGAUUGAUGAUGUUGUGGUGAGGACUGUCCAGAAUGGCUUGGUAUCUUUCGAAUUAUGUGAACACUUGGAGAGAUUUAUUGUGCUCCAGUUGUCUUCCACAGUGGACAGUAGCCACUUGGUGUCUUUUGUGAAGUCUUUAGAAGAAGCCUCACUCAGCACAAUGGCCUGUGUUGUACUGUCACACCAGAAAGACAAUCCACAUAGAGUGGUUAUUUUAGUGGUGCCUUCCAAGGAGUUAAAUCUGGCACAGAAGAACUUGUGCUCGGAAGGGUUUGGAGGACUUCCAGAAUCAUCUAGACAUUUCCAAGUAAGAGAAGGAGAACAGCUUCUUUUAAGGUUUACUGGAAACAUAUUUGGCUCAAGCAAUGGGAAGGAUUAUGGGAAAGACUACAAACUCAUUUUUCACCGGCAAAGGAAACCCAGGCUAGAACUCCACAUCAAAGAGGUGGAUGAAUUUGGGAACUAUAGCUGUCCCCAUUAUAAAGGCACUAUCAUGGUCUAUAAAGUACCCAGAGAGAAGAUCAUCCCCAACAUGGAUCAAUCCCUUUAUGAAAAUCUCUACCAGUUUCCAGUUUGCAAAUUACCAUUGAAAUUGCCAAAGCAUGACAAAGUAAUCGGCCGUCCACAGAGUACCAAAAGAGUAUGUACAGACCCGCUAGAGGCUCUUUGGGAUAACUUACUUCACUGGCUGGCUGAGGAGCUCUCUGAAGAAGGUGUCGAGGUGCUCACUGCUUCCCUCCCCCUGCGCCAAAGCACAGUUCAGCUAAUCAAACUCAAGCACCCAGAUGAUCUGACAGAGCAGAUACACGAACUGCUUUGCUCCUGGAAGCGAUCGCUCCCAACUUCCAUGGACAAAAUUCGCCUCCUGGCUCGCCAUCUGCGAAAGCUGGGCCGGGGUGAUCUUGCAGAAGAGCUCAAAUUCAAGUGGGAACAUAAGGUGUUCACAGAACCUCAGGCCUGGUUUGACAUGGCUUCCAAGUGAGUAAAGGUGUGCUCACCCUACCCUAGAAAAGGGCUUGUGGACUUUAAAGAUUGGGUGUCAGCUUUUUCCACUUAACAAGUAAGACUGUUUGAAGUGAGUCUGUUUUGAUAGACUCACUACUGAGGAAUCGAUGGAAACAAAGGAGAAUCCUAAGACAACUAAAGUCAUCCCGGAUUUCUGCACCUUCAAUGAUGACUGACAUGUUUUGGGCAACCAACAGCUCCAUGGGUUGAGUUAAGCUUAAAGGCAUUUGUAGUAGAGUUUCCUUAGUGUCUUGUUAAGGGUUUCUAUUGCUGUGAAGGGACAACAUGACCAUGAUAAUUCUUAUAAAGAAAAACACAUUUCAUUGGAGUGGUUUAUAUUUUCAGAGGUUUAGUUCAUUAUCCUCGUGAUGCAACAGGUUGGUGUGCAGGCGGACAGGAUGCUGGAGAAGUAGCUGCAAGUCCUACUUCUUGCCUUGA
Phodopus roborovskii (desert hamster) is the source of this 3227-nucleotide messenger RNA. RefSeq names its product death domain containing 1 (gene Dthd1). NCBI's taxonomy places the organism in Eukaryota, Metazoa, Chordata, Mammalia, Rodentia, Cricetidae. The transcript is spliced from 10 exons. Bases 52 to 2766 code for a protein of 904 amino acids. Gene Ontology annotation, biological process: signal transduction. Gene Ontology annotation, molecular function: protein binding. The record is from RefSeq and is a predicted model, not a curated record.